Messenger RNA from Macadamia integrifolia, 421 nucleotides. RefSeq lists its product as uncharacterized. The record is from RefSeq and is a predicted model, not a curated record. The coding region runs from base 57 to 284 and encodes 75 amino acids. NCBI's taxonomy places the organism in Eukaryota, Viridiplantae, Streptophyta, Magnoliopsida, Proteales, Proteaceae. The transcript has a single exon.
GAAAGAAGGAAUUUGUGAAUCUUGGAGAAGACUGAAAGCUCAAAGCAGGUGUGAAGAUGGGUUUGGGAUUUCCGGUAUGUGUUCAGUGUGGGACGGCGAGCAACCCUUGCCGGUGCAAGGUGGUUGGGCCUACGCUUGGCUUCUUGGCGUUUGUGGCUACAGGGGUUGUGGAAUGGCCUAUUGGAGCUUUGGUUUAUUGCUUCCGACACUCCAAGGGUCGCCGUAUAAUGGCUCAUCCUGCAUCUGUUGUUUAUCCUUCCGUCGCCAGUGCCAUUCCUAUUUGAUCGAUCUUCUUUCUCAUCACUUUACUUCCAUGGACUCUUGAAUCUUGUAAUUCGGAACCCAUGGGUUAAGCACGUUCUCGUUAAUAAAUUUAUCAUUUCGUAUCAAUGAACCAUGAGUUCAGGUGAUGUGCGGAUAA